Alternaria alternata is the source of this 1218-nucleotide messenger RNA. RefSeq lists its product as hypothetical. NCBI's taxonomy places the organism in Eukaryota, Fungi, Ascomycota, Dothideomycetes, Pleosporales, Pleosporaceae. The record is from RefSeq and is a predicted model, not a curated record. The transcript has a single exon. Bases 1 to 1218 code for a protein of 405 amino acids.
AUGCCUGCUCGAAUAUCGCCAGAUGGAGUAGCAUCGGCUCUUCUUGCUGAGAAUGGGCUGCAGCUGCACUCCCUACAAACCAUCCAAUCACUCUGGGCCGGCUACGGCGAGAUAUGUCGCGUGUUAGCUAAUCCAAUAGGCUCGCAAGAUGCGCCGAAACCCUACAUACUGAAGCUCGUCAAUCCCCCACCGACCAAGGCCAAUGACGAAGGUCACUCUCGAAAAAUCUUGAGCUACCAAGUCGAACAAUACUUUUAUAGCCACCUCGCCCUACAGUUGCCAGCAACAUUACCGGUCGCGAAAUGCCUGGCUAGCAUCAACAAGCACAAUACUGAUGGGACCUCAAUGACUGCAAUGCUGUUGAGCGAUCUCCGGCAACAGUAUCCCGUGGCUGGAGAGAAGCGCAACGUGCUCACGACAAUCCAGGCUCAUGCAGCGCUGGACUGGUUGUCUGGGUUCCAUGGCUUCUGGUGGUCUCGCGUCAAGUCUCUGGACUCUUCUUCGCUCGUACUGCCCCCACUUGAGGAGGUGAAGCGCGACGGACAAGACGCGUCGAACAAGUCGGUCUGGCUGAACGGUGGAUAUACGUAUUUGGCGACGCGCCGGAAGGAGUAUGACAGCCUGGCGGCAGAUUACGACUCAGAAUGGAACGAACCACUAACUGAUUGGGUUGAUGGUGAAGAUGUCUCCAUAUCCGAAAUAGCAGCUGCGUUCCUCUCGCCGAAAGCUGUCGGUUGGACACCAAUCGAAGGUUAUCAAACUCUUAUACAUGGUGACGUGAAGUCUGAAAACAUGUUCACAAGCAGCUUCGGCGAAGAGGUCGCGUUCUACGACUUCCAAUAUGUUGGACUUGGCCUUGGAGUCUGCGAUCUAGCAAAGUUCUUCACCUGCUCCGUUCCACUGAACAUGCUCGUUGCCGAUCGGCAUAUCCCAUCGGAGCUAUCCAUGCAAGAAGGCGAAAGGCAGUUGUUGGAGCGAUAUUGGAAGAGACUGGUAGAGGUCGGCAAACAAGAGUACACCUGGUCCAUCUUCGUGCGACAUUGGGAGACUGCCCUCGUAGACUGGUUGCGCUUCCAGGCCAGCUGGGGUUUCUGGGGAAACACCGACUGGUUGGAAGCCAGGGUACGGAGCAUACUCAAAGACCAAGAAUGGAGGGAUGCAUUGAUCAGUAAUGUGGACAAGACGAGUAUCCGCAAUCAACGCGAGGCCUCUGGGUGA